This is a messenger RNA of Brenthis ino (lesser marbled fritillary), 2607 nucleotides long. NCBI's taxonomy places the organism in Eukaryota, Metazoa, Arthropoda, Insecta, Lepidoptera, Nymphalidae. The record is from the annotation of a GenBank genome assembly.
AUGGAAAUUAUUCGGUGGUUUAAAAUAAGCUUAUUUCUGUGCUUCCGAUACUGUUUGUGUGUAAGAAGUGACGAUAUUAUUUUUCAUUACAAUAACACAUAUAAAUACAAUGUACCCUAUAUUGUGGAAGUCAGUAAAACGGCAGAGUAUAUUAUGGAGUUUGCCGGGGAUUUACAAGGCUACGACACGCCAGCCAGAGUGACGGUAGCAAGUGAUUUCGCCAAUCGCACAUACCCAUUAUUUAUUACUGCAAGACAGCAAAAAGGUGUUUUUUCAUGGCAACUACCCAUGUUGGUGCAAACACCAGAUGCUUUAGAGCAGUUCACUAAUAUAUCUAGAACUCUGUGUCCUCAUAACAACAUUUUUUCUGAAGAUGAAGACACUUGUGUAAAUGAAAGAUGGAUAAGGGUCUACUGUGGGCCUUUGAUGCAUAUAUCGACUCUCAACACACCAAUAGUCCAUUUAACCUCGUCUUCCCCCGAACCAAUAAAAGUUACAAUUGUAGUUGAAACAGUACAAGAUUUCUAUGUAAAGUUAAACUCAUAUACCAAUUUAACUGUCACACCUAGUCAACCCAAGUACUAUUUCUACCCAUUCGACCAAGGGCCAAAUAAAAUUGUCGAUAUAACCACUCAAAGUAUUAAAAAGAAAUAUUUCUGCAAUAAAAGUUUGGAUUCCAAAGAGAAAGGUACGUUAGCGAGGUAUUUUUUGAAGAGUAAUCUGGAGACCCACUAUGGAUGGAUGUCGAGACCGAAAAGUGUGAUCGUCAUGAUCGAGUCCGAUGACGAUAUAUGCGCUGUUAUAUCUAUACAGAAUUUUUCGUGCCCAGUAUUCGAUAAUGAAAGAGAUAUUUUAUACGAUGGUUAUUAUUUGACGAUGACACGGAGUGGCGGCAUCACUUUGACGCAAGACACAUUCCCGUUAGGUUUCUACAUAGUUUUUAUUGUAAAAACAUCGGAUGAAGUUUGUACAGGAUCUAUUGGGUCUAACACCACGUUACCUAAAAUGGCCCAUUAUUUUGGUUGGGAAGAGUCCCACACAGUCAGUGUUGACACUACUGAUGGUAGGGUUAAGACGUUUAGAUUCAAAGUGAUACAAACAAUAUCGUACCGGGAGUACGCGAUAGCGGCGGGUGCUUUGCUGGGCUUCUUCAUGGCUUUCUACCUGGUGUUCUUCAUAGUGGUAUUGGUCCAGUGGAAGCGAGGAACCCUUGAUGAGUCUGAAGAUAGCUUAAUCUCACCCGAAACACCACACGAGAGUGAAUCAAUACCGACUGUGCGUCGUCGACGAGUCGUCAAUGACGGUAGUGGCAGCUCUCAAAGAGUUCGUUCUGAGGGAGGCAGUUCCCAGUCGGACACUGAUUCAGAGGUCUCCACAAUAGAUGACAUGGAAAGGGAUAUGUCCCUCAAUGGCGGCAAAUUGUGCGUCGCCAACUUGGCUCGCUGUCGCCCCCGGGUUUUGUCCGCGCGCUCUAAGAUGUACUUGUGGAAUGUACUAACCGUCGCAGUGUUUUACACACUCCCCGUCAUACAGCUAGUUGUUACAUAUCAACGGUUGCUAAACCAGUCGGGCAACCAGGACCUUUGCUACUUCAACUUCCUCUGCGCCCACCCGCUCCUGGCGCUCUCGGACUUCAACCACGUGUACUCCAACAUCGGGUACGUGCUGCUCGGGUUCCUGUUCCUCAUCCAGGUGUGGAGACGACACCAGCAGCAUCGAAGGAAAACACCUGAACAGAAAGAACUGGGCAUUCCCCAACACUUUGGUCUGCUAUACGCGAUGGGGAUUUCCCUCGUGAGCGAAGGUCUGCUAUCGGCCGCGUACCACGUGUGCCCCAACAGCAUGAACUUUCAGUUUGACACGUCCUUCAUGUACGUGACGUCAGUCCUGUGCAUGGUGAAGAUAUACCAGUCCCGGCAUCCCGACAUCAACGCGAGGGCGCACGCCACCUUCGGGGUGCUCGCCUUCAUUAUAUUUGUUGGUUUGGUGGGAGUUCUCAACGCCAACUUUUACUUCUGGGUCGCUUUUACCAUUCUUCAUUUGGUGACAUGUCUCGUGCUCACUUUCCAAAUAUAUUAUUUGGGAAGGUUCAGACUGGACGCGGGCGUGCUGUCCCGCGCGGCGCGCGCGCUGUCGGCGCGCGCGCUGGCGGCGGUGGCGCCCACGCACUGCGGCCGCUGCGUGCUGCUCGCGCUCGCCAACCUCGCCAACUGGGGCAUCGCCGCCUACGGCGUAACCCAACACAGCAAAGAUUUCGCCUCUCACUUGCUUAUGAUCUUGAUGAGCAACCUGUUUCUGUACACGUUGUUCUAUAUCGCCAUGAAGUUGUUGCACAGGGAGAGUAUACGUUGGUACUGCUGGGUGUUCAUAUUCCUGACAUACACUCUGUGGUUCAUCGCCGGAUACUUUUAUCUCGACUACAACACUAAUUGGGCGGAGUCGCCGGCUCAAUCCCGGCGUCUUAACCGCGCGUGCCUCCUGCAGCUGUACGACGCGCACGACGCGUGGCACGCACUCUCCGCCGCCGCCAUGUGCUGCUCUCUGCUCGUUUACCUCUCUCUGGAUGAUAAUCUCUCCGGAAUCCCGCGGAGAAAGAUCGCCGUGUUC